Beauveria bassiana ARSEF 2860 is the source of this 2220-nucleotide messenger RNA. Its product is annotated as dihydroflavonal-4-reductase protein. Gene Ontology annotation, biological process: actin cytoskeleton organization. NCBI's taxonomy places the organism in Eukaryota, Fungi, Ascomycota, Sordariomycetes, Hypocreales, Cordycipitaceae. The record is from RefSeq and is a predicted model, not a curated record. The transcript is spliced from 3 exons. Gene Ontology annotation, molecular function: actin binding. The coding region runs from base 1 to 2220 and encodes 739 amino acids.
AUGGCUGCUAUGAUUCAGACAUAUCCUCAGCAAACUUCAACAGCCACUAUACUCCAGACGCGUCCUGCCUCUGCCACCGCCAUGCUGCCUGGGAAUCAGAACCGUCAGGGCGGCCAGUAUGGCCACAAUUCCAGAGCCUCUUCCUACGGCAACGUCCCUACGGGCUAUCGAGGCAGCUCUGGCCCUGGCCAACCCCGAAGCUUCAACCAGCUGAAUCAUAAUAUGCAAUGGCAGCAGUAUGCAGCGUAUCGUGCCAACUCAACACCCGCCGUUCCUACAACAAAUACAUAUGAUCUGACGGGCCAGUAUCGAGGCCAAGCCAAGAACGUCCCGGGUUAUAACUUCAAUUUCACCGCGCCAAACGCCACUCGCGACGAUUCUGCCAUAGCACGAAGCCUUACCGCUCAGCAGUCGCCAUAUUAUAAUGCUGUCGCCAACGGCAAGACUACUCCGGACAGGUAUCGAAGAGCGAUUCCUCAGCCUAUCCACAAUCGCUCCCAGAGCACCAACUUACCUGCCGCCGCUGGCAUCUACCAGCUUCAAAAUGGCUCCAUGUCCGUACCAAACCUCUCGAAUGGCAUGAACGGGCCUACCCCAACUUCCGUCGAAGAGCUCUACAACCGCACCGCACAGGACGAGGCCAUGAGACUGCGUCGUCGCAGCAUCCAUACUUUGGAGACUCAGGGACCCUUGCCCGUCGUUCGACCUAGCUCAGCUGGUCGCCCAUCUUCUGCUGGACGACGUGCAGACCAGAGUACUAACUCGGCUACGCUCGCACCCGCUGCUGUUGUGCACACACGCAAGGGAAGUUCGGAAAGUGUCUCAUCCAACCGCAGCACUAGCUCCCGACCAUCUUCCGCCAACCGCACCACGCCUCCACCCACUGGCACCCCCUCUUUCUCUGCGGACAAUGUCUCCAGGACUGAACAGGCCAAGCAGCUCAAUGUUCCUCCCCGUGCAGCCUCGACCGACGCAGUCAAGCGUACUCACAGCCCCUCGCCGUUGUCCAAGCCCGCUACUAUGCCUGCUGAACCUGCUGAACCUCGUCCAGCCACCGCAUCUGGUUCUCCAAACUCCAAGCUGGAGAGCCCAGCCGCGAAGCAUCUGGCGGCUAUCAACCAAAAAGGCAGCAAGGCUAAGAGCAAAACGUCGAGACUUCGUCGUGCAUUUUCCUUCGGUAGCGCUGCCGAGCUUCGCAGGGUUGUCGAAGAGGAGCCCCUUGCUACCCCAGCAUCACCAACAAAGCUUCACAAGGACCCUUCACCUGAGCAAGCCUAUGAUGCAGAGCAGGCUCGUAUUGCAGAGGCCCAGGAGGCUAGUGGGCUUGGAAACAGCAUUUACGGCUCCCGCUUUUUCGGAUCGACUGACAACCUCUCCAUCUCCUCCACCGCUUCGUCGGCCUCGAUCAUGAUUCGCAAGAUGGGCCGUGGCAUGAAGAAGAGCACUCGAUCCUUGGUUGGUCUGUUUCGUCCGAAGUCUGUCAUUGGUGUUCCGGCCGCCGAGGCCGCCGUUCCUGAGAUGAGCCACGCAGCCGUCUCCAUGAUUACCGUCGAGGCCGAGACGCAGCGUGUCAAUGUUACUGCGGACCCUACGGCUACCAACGGUGUAACCGGUUUCCCUCAUCUGGAGCGAAACUCGAUCGACGCUGCUCAUGUUUCGGAAAUGAUAUCUGAACAAGCUGGAGUUUCUGGCCAGGACCAGUCCGGACAAAGACGCAGCAUUGUCGGUGGUGACAAGGAGCGUGCUGAGGUGUUGGCUGCCGUGCGUAAGGGCAUUCUCAAGCGACCUGGCUCUUCCAGCCCAUCGACAAGACCCAAUGAUUUGGCAUCCCCGGAACUAAUCUUGCCCAACGUGCCUGCUAUCAGUGACUCGCCUAAUUCUAGCGCACCUAGCACGCCCAACGAUGAGGGUCAGGGCCAUAGAAGGACUGGAUCUAUUGCUCUCGGCAAUGAAGACUACUUUAUGAACGCUCUGCGCCUACGUUCUGACAGUAAGAGCGCUCCGGGAACGCCUUCUGCCAGCAAGAGAUGCGCUACAUUCUCACCUCGCAUCAUCUUUCACGAUACUUGGCCUCCUCAGGAGUAUGAUCGCCGAGGCGAGAUUGCUACGUGCAACCGUCUCACCCCCAUGCUGGCUCAGCAGAUUAAAGAGGAACUCAACAGUUUCAAAAUGGAGAUGGAAGUUCAUGAAAACUCCAAGAUUUACACUCACUUUUUCUAA